Molecule: messenger RNA, 1060 nt
Organism: Aspergillus wentii DTO 134E9
Lineage: Eukaryota; Fungi; Ascomycota; Eurotiomycetes; Eurotiales; Aspergillaceae
Product: aldo/keto reductase
Exons: 7
Coding region: 1-972 (323 amino acids)
Cellular component (GO): cytosol
Molecular function (GO): aldose reductase (NADPH) activity
Source: RefSeq, a predicted model, not a curated record
AUGUCCGUCAAAGCGUCAUACACACUCAAAUCCGGCUAUUCCAUGCCUGCCAUCGGCCUGGGAACCUGGCAGUCCCAGCCGAACCAGGUCAAAGACGCCGUUUGCGCUGCGCUGAAAUGCGGAUAUCGACACAUUGACGCUGCGUCGGUUUAUGGGAAUGAAAGGGAAGUUGGCGAUGGCAUCAAGGUGUCUGGUGUUGCAAGAGAUGAGAUUUUCAUUACCGGUAAAUUGUGGAAUACAGACCACCAUCCAGAGAAUGUUGAAGACGCUCUGGAUCGUACCUUGAGAGAUCUUCAAACUGACUAUCUGGACUUGUAUCUGAUCCACUGGCCUGUGGCAUUCAGCCACUCCACAACCACCAUCCAGCCCAUCAACGCAGAAACAGGCCUGAUUGACGUCGUCGAUGUCCCUAUACAAGACACCUGGAGGGCAAUGGAGGCUCUGGUAGAGAAAGGAAAAGUGCGCACAAUCGGAGUGAGCAACUUUACCAGACGAAAGAUCGAAGAAGUGAUCAAGACAGCCAAAAUACUCCCAGCAGUCAAUCAAAUCGAGGCUCAUCCGUAUCUUCAACAGAGAGAUUUGCUCGAAUGGUCUAAACAGCAGGGAAUCAUCAUCGAAGCAUAUUCGCCGCUGGGAAACAACAUCUACAAUAUUCCUCGUGCCGUCGACGAUCCGACCGUGAUGAAAAUCGCAGAAUCGCUCGGGAGAACACCAGCCCAGGUUCUCAUCAGUUGGGCUCUUCAGCGUGGAACCAUCGUGCUGCCCAAGUCUGUCACACCUGAGCGUAUUCAGAGUAAUCUCGAAGCAUUCGUCCUUCCUGAUGAUGCGUUCGAGGCUAUCCAGGCCCUUGAACGACACCAGCGGAUGAACUUCCCGGCCAGACUGGGCGUGGAUAUCUUUGGCGAAGUUGGAGAGGAGAGUGCGAAGAGGAGUGCGAGGGAAUGGGCUGAGCAGCAGAAGUUGAAGAAUUAAUUGGAUUAACAGAUAGAUUGUGUCGCUAUGUAUACUCGCUGUACUCUGAAUAGACCAGAUAGAGGAUUGUGAGUGGACGCCAGAUUCA